Messenger RNA from Gaeumannomyces tritici R3-111a-1, 3527 nucleotides. RefSeq lists its product as hypothetical. The transcript is spliced from 2 exons. Gene Ontology annotation, molecular function: protein binding. The record is from RefSeq and is a predicted model, not a curated record. NCBI's taxonomy places the organism in Eukaryota, Fungi, Ascomycota, Sordariomycetes, Magnaporthales, Magnaporthaceae. Bases 1221 to 3527 code for a protein of 768 amino acids.
GCUGAGGAUCGCCAGGUGUAGGGUACGAAAAGUUUAUACCUGAGGCACCCUAGCAAAAGCGAAUCCUGGCGGAAGCCGGCCUGAGGAAUACCCACAUUUUGUUAAUGUGGAUGUCAUAAAUUGAUAGGAGACGCAAACCGCAAGCGGUUCGCCCAAAAGAGCCUUGAGGAACGAAACUAGGUAUGGAAAUUUCAAAAAGCACUGGAGCCAUUCGCAUGUGCAAAACCUUUCUUAUUUGCAAGAUUUUCACAUGGAAGUUCGGCAGUGGCGGCAGCAGGGCUAGGAUUGGUGGGUGGUUGGUGGCUUAUUAAGCUAUGCGGGGCUGCUCAGACAGUCACUCCGCUUUUGGGGCUAGCCUUAGCAGGUUUCCGGCCCACCUCCACGAAGCUCUAGUGACAACCGCAUCGGAUGUUAUCAAGAUUUGUCUGCGGUAACCUGUUACCUCGAAGUCUAAAGCGGCGGCACGCCCCGAUGGUGUGAGAUCUUAUUCGGCUUCCGCAGUUUACUCAAGUCGUAAAGGGCUAGGUUACCAAGUUUAACGCGGUAGGCUGCAGGCAAGAGCGAGAGGAGACGUUCGUCGUUGGUUGUCGUCAUUCGGGAGGCGAAUGGAGAAUCGAAGCGAUUGUGCGUAAUUUGUUAGCUCGGCUUGCCAGCCAUAACGAACAACCUCGACUCCGUUAUUUUUCCAUUUCUCCGUUUUGAAAAAUGGUCGAUAACGUGCGAGAUCGACGCGUUAGGGGCUGUCAAGGGCGCAACGCGUGUUGCUGGUCUGCGCGCUGGAUUUGACAGGACAUGCCGAGGACAUUUUGUCAAUUUACCGCUUCUUGCGCCGCUAGCCAAUCAGUUUUGCGUCAAAACACGACUUGCGGUGCUGCGACGUGGAAAUGAUUGGCUGUGGAUGUGUUUUGGCAGAAGCCACUGCAGCCCCAAAGCUUUAUGGCAUUCAGCUGGCCCCGCCAUUCCUCCUCGCAACUUUGCAUUCUUUCGCAUGGUUGGCGUUCUCUUCAAAAGGACGGGGUUCGGUUUUGUCAAAUACAAUUGCGAUUCGAGACAGCACGUUCCCGCAUGGUACACCACAUCGUUCAGCACCUGGAACAGGAUGACCAUACCGGCGGAAUUUUUCAUGGCAGUCUUCGUGACGGUCAUCACCAUCCUGGCGACUGCUAUCCUCUUCGGCCGACACGCCAGGCAGCCGUCGGAGGCGCCAAAGCCCAAAAAAAAUGGCUUUCCGCGUCAAUGACAUCCCAAUCGACCAUGCGGAUGGGCUGGUGAACCGUACCCUGAGGUCUAUCGCUAAGCGCCUGCGGAACAGCACUGAUCGGAAGGAGUCAGACGCUCUGUACAAGGAUUUGCCGAAGGACAGUGUGCGGUUACUCCGGCUUCUGCCCCACCAAGACGAGAAUUCUCGCAUAGAAUGUCAGCUCAUUACCUGCUCCAUAUUGGACUCAGAAAAAACCCAUCCUUACGAGGCUCUAUCGUACGUAUGGGGAUCUGAAAAGAACAGGCUGCCCAUCCAUAUAGACGGCGUUAAGCAGCUUGUCCAGGCAAACCUCCACCGCGCACUUUUACAUCUUCGAGAUUGCUUUGUGGAGAGGAUCCUAUGGAUAGAUGCUAUCUGCAUCAACCAAAAAGACAACGAGGAGAAGGGGCAGCAAGUUCAGUCCAUGGCAAAGAUCUAUGCCAAAGCAAGCCGGGUAAUAGUGUGGCUUGCAGACCCCCCGGACAACGGAGAUCAAGCGGAUAACGGAAAUCAAGCGGACAGCGGAGAUCAAGCCCUCGAAGCAAUCCGCACUGCUGCUGAAGAGCAGCGUGUGGAUUCCCAACUGGACGAAAGGAAGCAGCAAGUGAUUCUAAGUCUACUGAGACGGAAAUGGUUCCAGCGCAUCUGGGUCCUUCAAGAGGUUGCUGCAGCUCGACAUAUCCUGAUCAAGCACGGUUCUACGGAAAUCGACGGAUAUGCAUUCUGCUCAGGCUUGGACGUACUCAAACCGUUCGAUAAGGCGCAUCCGGACCUACAGGCCCUAAUUCCACUGAUAGCCCACCUUAUAAGGGGCGCAGUUUUCCGGCGGCGGCAUGAAAGAGACGACACUAGUCGGCCAGCCAGGUUUUCCUUAAAUAUCCGCCCUUUAGGUGAGCUGGUGGAUAUGUACCACACUCGCAAGGCGACCGAACCUCUCGACAAGGUUUAUGCCUUGCUUGGCAUGAGCUCGGAUGCAGCAGAGAUCGAAGCAAACUACAAGGCUUCAUGGGAAGACCUGUUUCGGAAACUUAUCAACUUCAGCCUUUCCGAUCAGGUGUCCGUCAGCACUUGGGAACAAAAGGAGGUUGCGGUGAUUGAAGCCAAGGGUUGCGUUCUUGGUGAAGUAUCUUCCGCCGGAGACGACGCAAAUCAGGACGGACAGAAAGUGGAGAUUACUUGGAAGACAGCGCUCGACCUCUCUGAUAGGAAAGAGCAACAAAGCUCCCACUUCGCCUUACAGCCUUCAGCAAAGGCCGUCGAGAAAGGCGAUGUCGUCUGUCUCCUACAAGGAGCAUCAAAGCCGACAAUUAUCAGGCUAUGCGACGGUUUCUCGGCCAUUGUCAGGAUUGCAGGUCCCGCUACAGACCGUCUGCCUAAAUGGCCGGAUUCAGAAACGGCAUUGCCCGCCGAUUUACUGCUGAUCUGGGAUUGGGACGAAUCUAAAGGGAAAUCCCAAGGUGGAAAAGGCUACGAGCACCUCGUAAGCAGCCGAAGGGUUCCCAAAUGUCCUAAUACGGAGUGCCAGUGCCAAGAUCAUCUGGACAAAGCUUCAAGAUUAUGGAAUUUCGGAAUCCUGCUGAACAAAGUGUGGCGAUAUGAUGAAGCGGUAAAAAAUCUUCGAAAAGCCGUGGAGGUUUAUGGGACUGGGGCGGCAUUGAGAAGUGGGGACAGCCCCUACGCUGACCAUGGCCCUUGGAAAGAGGCGGAUAAGAGGGUACUGGGGAUGAUGGAUGAUUUGCUCAUCGACGACAAUGGCGCUGUUAAAGCAAAGGACAAAAGUGACCUGGCGUCGCUCUCAAGGGCGAUCUCAAAUGGGCGCGAGGCCGUCAUCCAGCUAUUAGUCGACACAUGCAAGGCCGAUAUCGAAUCGAAGGAUAAAAAGUACGGGCAGACGCCGCUGUCGAGGGCAAUCUCGAAUGGGCACGAGGCCGUCAUCCUGCUGCUUGACACAGGCAAGGUCGAUCUCGAAUCGAAGGAUAAGUACAGGCGGACGCCGCUGUCAAGGGCCGCCGGCAACGGGCACGAGGCCGUGGUCAAGCUGCUGCUCGGCACAGGCAAGGUCGACGCGGAUUCGAAGGGCAAGGACGGGCGGACGCCGCUGUCGUGGGCCGCCAGGGGCGGGCACGAGGCCGUGGUUAAGCUGCUGCUCGGCACAGGUAAGGUCGACGCGGACUCGAAGGACAAGGACGGGCAAACGCCACUGUCGUGGGCCGCUAGGGGCGGGCAUAAGGCCGUGGUCAAGCUGCUGUCGAAUGAGGACGGGCUCGUUGCGAAACUUCUCGAAUAA